AUGCUGACUGCGGUCGGAUCGGGUCGGGCGGUUCGUGUUUGUCUCUCCUUUAAACUGGGAUGGGAUUCCCCUUUUCCUUCCCGUUUUUUCCUCUCCCUCUGCUGUCAACAAUCCGCAAAGAUGGCGCCUGUAUUACCACGACGACGCUCACGGAUCACAAAACGAGACGCCCUUGGCCCUAGAUUUGACGAUGACGACGACGACGAUGGAUACAACCCCUGGAGCGACUGGAAUGAGAAGUCGUAUAACGGACCUGGAGGGGGGAACAGCGGAUCGGAUAAAGGAAUUUUGAGCGGAGAUUUUGGGCGUGACGGGGAGAGGAACAACAUCGACUUUGACCUUGACGACAGAGUCACCAGCCGGAACAACGGUCUCUCUGGCGGGCAAAUAGCGGCGAUUGUAGUGUCGAUUGUGGUCUUCUUCUUGUUGGUGUCGGGGUUGUGCUUCUGGAGAGAUCGGUGGAGGAAGAAGCGGAGGCUGGCGGAAGAGCAGACGUUGGCCGAUGAUGGAGUGAAGAGGGAUGUGUAUAUGAAGGAGCAAGGAGAAGAGCUAAGCCCUGUGUCGCCUAUUAGCACCCAAGGAGUGGGAGGGACGACGCCAACACCGGGACAGGGUAUAGGGGGACAGGAUGCGCCGCCACCAUACGAGCCGAGGCAGCCCGAAGCUGCGCAUGUUGCGGGAGGAGAGACAGCAACAGACAGCGGCAAUUGGAGACAAUCCAGACUUGGGACAGAGGAGGAUGAUAUCAUGGUUACGGAUGGGAUGCCGCCUGACAGUGGGAGACAACGAGAGGGAAAAGGGAGUGGGGGACUUGAGAUCGGAACUUGA
This is a messenger RNA of Podospora pseudopauciseta, 828 nucleotides long. RefSeq lists its product as uncharacterized. Lineage: Eukaryota; Fungi; Ascomycota; Sordariomycetes; Sordariales; Podosporaceae. The record is from RefSeq and is a predicted model, not a curated record. Bases 1 to 828 code for a protein of 275 amino acids. The transcript has a single exon.